Messenger RNA from Drosophila melanogaster (fruit fly), 2253 nucleotides. RefSeq names its product beaten path Vc (gene beat-Vc). The record is from RefSeq and is marked reviewed. The coding region runs from base 781 to 1674 and encodes 297 amino acids. The transcript has 7 exons. NCBI's taxonomy places the organism in Eukaryota, Metazoa, Arthropoda, Insecta, Diptera, Drosophilidae.
CUUUAGUCUCGAAAAGCCUGCUGUGCGUGCAGGGGUUUUCAACGCGCAAAGCACACGCGGCGUAUACGCAAAACGGCUGAAUAAGUUGUUGCCAAAAAGACGAAAAAUUUCGGUUAGUUAAAUGGAAACCAAAAAAACCGAAUGAAAUAUAUAUUGUAACCAUAAAGCCAUAUAGCAACAACGAGAAGAGUCACAACAGCAACGUGGAGCCCCCGAACGAUAAAUCUUUAACGUGGAUUUCAUGCAUGUAAGCCAGCCAAGGACUCUCAGUCAUGGUAUGAUGCAUGAGCCGAAAGCGGGCUUAAUAUGUAAACUCCUUAAGAGCGCUGAGUUUUCAGUAACAAAACUGCAGCAGCGUUAAUUUGCCCAAUAAAAUGCAACCAGCUACGAAGAGCAACUAGCAACUAGCGCCGCCAUAAAUAUCAUCAGCCACUGAGAGUCGUGGAGCAAUGAAACGCGUUUUCCGCGGGAAAACAAAGGAAAAACCAAGGGGGAAAAAUCAACAGGGAGAGCGCAGCGGGUGGUGCGCCGCAUUUAGAGGCAGUCAAACUGGCAGCCAUCGGGCACAGUCCUUCCUGAGACUGGGCUCCUUGCUCUCUUGCUCCUGCCACCCAACUUCCUGCCGCCGCCUCCUUGAGCCGAGCACUUCCGCUUCUUAUCGCGGCAAUGUAAACGCGUUUCCGUUUAGGACUCAAUCCCAGGCUCAUUUCGCAGCAUCGGGAAGGGCAUUAAACUAGCAGCUCGGCGCUGGAUUACAAGUAAAUUGGAAAGGAUUUGAAGAUGAGCCUGCUGCGCCUGCUUGGUGCCCUGCUGCUAGCCACAUUCAAUGGAAUGGCUCCUGUGCCCGCGGAGGGACUGCACCUGUCCAACCUGUCCGUCCCGCGCAUUAUCGACGUUGCCCAAAAGGCGAAACUCUUCUGCAGCUACGCGAUGGGCAAUCGGACGCUGAACUCAGUCAAAUGGUACAAGGAUGGCCUCGAGUUUUUCAGAUACUCGCCUCUAACACCGCCAACAACAAAUUGGUUCCCCGUUAAAGGUGUCACCAUCGCCGACGGUUCGCCGCAUUGCAAUCAAUUCAUCUGCAACGUGGAGCUGGAGAAGCUCACUGCCCACUCCUCCGGACAGUACAGGUGCGAGGUGUCCGGCGAUGCGCCAGAGUUCAAGCUGAUCGAUCAGACGGCCAAUAUGACAGUCGGAGUGUUGCCCAAAUUCGAUCCGUUCAUUUCGGGCGUGCGACACGCAUACAAAUAUCACGACUAUCUCGAGGCAAAUUGCAGUACGGAGAUGUCAAGUCCGAUGGCCAAAUUAACAUGGUAUAUUAACAAUAAGACGGCACCUGGGCACAGUUUGCAGCCGCAAAUCAACGAAGUCUCACGCAACGUGGACGGCUUUCACCUGUUCGCCAGCCACCUGCACUUGCGACUCCACCUGGACGACCAGCGGUUCAUCAGCAAGAGCGAAAUGUUGGAGCUCCGCUGCACGGCGGACAUCAUGGGACUGGCAGCCGUUAGGCGGGAGAGCAGGGUACGGACCACCAUCCUGGCGCUCAGGGAUGCCGGCACCAAGCAGCGACUCACCGAGAACGGAUCCUGCAUGACCGGCCAACCAGCCUCCCUGGCCGCCUGGCUCCUGAGCCUUGUCCACAUCCUACGCUGGCACAGCACCCAGAGUUAGUGGCUGGCACUGACUGGCGCUCUAUUCCUGGCCUAAGUUUCCAGGAUUUGCCUCCAAGUGCAGACACUCAAAAAUUAGGAGAAAUAAGAUAGACACACGCGCCAAAUAAAAUAAAUGGGGCGAUUCGCAGGAUUUCGAGCCAAGUGAAAAGUUAACAAGCCAAGGCAGCAACAGUUGAAUUUGUAUAUAGUCGAAAUCGAAUUAGUCUAGGUCCGAACAGGAAGCCCAGCCAUUUCCUACAUAAGUGUAAUGCAACAUUUAUUUAUGUGUGAACAAGCAGGCCAGCGGAAAUGCAAAACCAAAAAAUCAACACUGAAUGAAAACUAUGAAGAAUAACUUAAUAUCUAGGUAUAUGAACGUAACAUUUGCUACCAACUACGAUUAUGUGUCAGAAUUAUUUCAAUAGACAAGUAAAAUUUGAAUAUCAACAAAUUUACACAUGAAUAUUUGAGCACAGAAAAAGAGGAACACACACAAUCAAUGGCAAGUAAACUUAAUUAUUGUAUGUGAAUUGUUAAUUGUAUUAAAUGAUGUAUGGGAAAUAAAUAAAACGAUUAAAAAACACACAACUUUUAGAAC